This is a messenger RNA of Chelmon rostratus (copperband butterflyfish), 1692 nucleotides long. RefSeq names its product zinc transporter ZIP3-like. Gene Ontology annotation, cellular component: plasma membrane. Gene Ontology annotation, biological process: zinc ion transmembrane transport. The record is from RefSeq and is a predicted model, not a curated record. Gene Ontology annotation, molecular function: zinc ion transmembrane transporter activity. The transcript has 3 exons. The coding region runs from base 93 to 1046 and encodes 317 amino acids. NCBI's taxonomy places the organism in Eukaryota, Metazoa, Chordata, Actinopteri, Chaetodontiformes, Chaetodontidae.
GAGGAGACGGAUGGUCGCGCAGAGUCCAGCAGCAGCAGCAGAGAGCGGCGUUGUGUGAUGAGGUCGUAGUGUGCGCCGGGCAGAGCUUCAGGAUGGACAUCCUGGUGGCCAAACUGCUCGGCCUGCUGGGGUUGUUUGGCCUCAUGCUGGCUGGCGUACUGGUCCCGGUGCGCCUCCUGCUGGUCGACUAUGACAAGGCACACAGAUACAGGAGGGCUCUGUCUCUCUGUAACUCGUUUGGAGGAGGCGUUUUCCUGGCAACAUGUUUCAAUGCUCUGCUGCCUGCAGUCAGAGACAAGGUGGCCGACGUGUUCCAGCAGCUGAAGAUCAGCAGCGACUAUCCUCUGGCCGAGACCAUGAUGAUGCUCGGCUUCUUCCUCACCGUCUUCGUGGAGCAGACCGUCCUCACCUUCAGGAAGGAGAAACCGUCCUUCAUCGACCUGGAGACCUUCAACGCCGGCGGGUCAGAGGCCGGCAGCGACUCCGAGUACGACACGCCCUUCAUCUCCUCCGCGCGGGGCUCGGCGGGCGGCGGCGGCCGGCACUCCCACGGACACCAGCACGCCCAUUUCAGUCCCGCCGAGUUGGCGGGGGCGGGGCCUCUGCGACUGGCCAGCCUGGUCCUCGCCCUGUCGGCUCACUCCGUCUUCGAGGGUCUGGCGCUCGGCCUGCAGGAGGACGGCGGCAAGUUGGGUAGCCUCUUCCUGGGCGUGGCCGUGCACGAGACGCUGGCCGCCGUGGCGCUCGGGGUGAGUGUGGCCAAGGCGUCGCUCGGCAUGAAGGAUGCCACUAAGCUGGGCGUCACGGUCAGCCUGAUGAUCCCGCUGGGGAUGGUGGUGGGGAUGGGCAUCGAGUCGGCUCAGACGCUGGCGGGCGCCGUGGUGUCGGUGGUGCUGCAGGGACUCGCUGCCGGCACCUUCCUCUUCGUCACCUUCUUUGAGAUUCUGUCCCGAGAGCUGGACGACAAACAGGACCGGCUGCUCAAAGUGCUCUUCCUCAUCCUCGGCUAUGCGACGCUCGCCGCACUCGUCUUCAUCAAGUGGUGACACACAGGAAGUGCACGGACACAGUCUCACCUGGCUGCAGCGAUGCACAGGUGAGCUCCAGGACACCUGAUGAUGGAGUUCAAUGAACUGAAGUAAUCAUUUAAGGCGGGGGCAGAGUGUUACUAAACAAACAAACAGAAGUUUAUUCAUUGAAUUUAAUAUUAAUCUGAAUAAUUUAACUCAGAGAACAGAUGAGUCUGUCUGGUCCUCUUAGAUUGAACUGAGAUUCAUUAUUCUGCUCAGUGAAGGAAGAGGACUCACAUUUCUGACUCAUCAUUGACACGAAUGAGUUGUCUCUCAUUUCCUCCAGACUUCCUGUUUACACGUUACUUUCCACCACUGCCAAAGUCGAAUACAAAGAGUCUUUAUUGAAGCUUUUCAGCUGGGUGUUAAGUUCUUGAAUGAAAUACCUCUUCUCAUGAUAAACCUGCUGUGAUACAUGAAGCUGUAACUCCCCAAAGAGAACCACUGGAGCCCUUUAAAAACAACCAGUAAAUAUCCAUGUGCAUCUUUAUCAAGCUCCAUUUUUUGACAUUUUUGUUGUUGUAUGUGUUCAUAUUGUGAUCUUGAACAGUUUUGUAUUUAUAAAGGUUUGUGUCAUUUCAUCAUUCUCAUAUUUAUCUCGUGUUAAUUGAAAUUAAACAGA